GACGGGCCGCUCGUGCCCGUGGAGGGCUUCGCCGUCUUCUUCUCCCAGGCGUUUGUCGCCACCAGCCUGGGGGACCAGGCCUUCGAGGCGUGCUUGCGGCUCUGCCUGCUCGAGGGCGCCCUGGAGCCCGACGCCGUCCUCGCCGCCGCGGACGCGGGCGAGGUCCGGGCGCGCUCCAUCUUCCUGCGCCAGGGCACCGACGAGGACCGCCGGCUCCCCUCCCACCAGUACAGCGUGCUCCGGCGCGGGCCGUGGCUCCUCUUCGUGCUGUGGCAGAUGGGCCCGCGCUCCCGCGCGGCGGAG
Messenger RNA from Prorocentrum cordatum, 303 nucleotides. The record is from the annotation of a GenBank genome assembly. Lineage: Eukaryota; Dinophyceae; Prorocentrales; Prorocentraceae.